GCGCCUCGGGCUUGUGUGGAGAUGGCGGCGACGGUUUCCCCACUCCCCCGCCCCCCCGCCCCGGACGCCGAUGGCGGUGCGUUCCGGCCCUCCCCCACCAGCUUCUCCCCUUCGGUAGCCGGAGCCGGUUUGCCUGCAAUGAGAUUUCAUUCUCUACAUUUAAAGGACAUCCUUUCUGAGCUGCUGUGAAUAAAUUUGGAAUGAUACUGUAUAUUUUCAUCUAAUGGAGAAUUAGCUGUACCUUGCAUAAGGAUUGCUACACUGGACGACUUCAGAAUAUUACUCACAAUGUCAUCAAACAGGAGUCAGAAUCCCCAUGGACUGAAGCAGAUUGGCCUUGACCAGAUAUGGGACGACCUCAGAGCUGGAAUCCAGCAAGUAUAUACCAGACAAAGUAUGGCAAAAUCCAGAUACAUGGAACUCUACACUCAUGUUUAUAACUACUGCACAAGUGUUCACCAGUCAAACCAAGCCCGAGGGGCUGGCGUCCCUCCUUCCAAAUCGAAAAAGGGACAGACGCCUGGGGGAGCUCAGUUUGUUGGCUUGGAAUUAUACAAACGGCUUAAAGAAUUUUUGAAGAAUUACUUGACAAAUCUUCUUAAGGACGGAGAAGAUUUGAUGGAUGAGAGUGUACUGAAGUUCUACACUCAACAAUGGGAGGAUUAUCGAUUUUCCAGCAAAGUGCUGAAUGGAAUUUGUGCCUACCUCAACAGACAUUGGGUUCGCCGUGAGUGUGACGAGGGACGAAAAGGAAUCUAUGAGAUCUAUUCUCUUGCAUUGGUGACUUGGAGAGAUUGUCUGUUCAGGCCACUGAAUAAACAGGUAACGAAUGCUGUUUUAAAACUAAUUGAAAAGGAAAGAAACGGUGAAACCAUCAAUACAAGACUGAUAAGUGGAGUUGUACAGUCUUAUGUGGAGUUGGGGCUGAAUGAAGAUGAUGCAUUUGCCAAGGGCCCUACGCUGACCGUGUAUAAAGAGUCCUUUGAAUCUCAGUUUUUGGCUGACACGGAGAGAUUCUAUACCAGGGAGAGCACUGAAUUCUUGCAGCAGAACCCAGUUACUGAGUAUAUGAAAAAGGCAGAGGCUCGUCUGCUCGAGGAACAGCGGAGAGUCCAGGUCUACCUUCAUGAAAGCACACAGGAUGAACUGGCCAGGAAGUGUGAGCAAGUGCUCAUUGAAAAACACUUGGAAAUUUUCCACACAGAAUUCCAGAAUUUGUUGGAUGCUGACAAAAAUGAAGAUUUGGGUCGCAUGUAUAAUCUUGUGUCUAGAAUCCAGGAUGGCCUAGGAGAAUUGAAAAAACUUCUAGAGACACACAUUCAUAAUCAGGGUCUUGCAGCAAUUGAAAAGUGUGGAGAAGCUGCUUUAAAUGACCCCAAAAUGUACGUACAGACGGUGUUGGAUGUUCAUAAGAAAUACAACGCCCUGGUGAUGUCGGCGUUCAACAACGACGCUGGUUUCGUGGCCGCGCUCGACAAGGCCUGUGGGCGCUUCAUCAACAAUAACGCGGUUACCAAAAUGGCCCAGUCGUCCAGUAAAUCCCCCGAGUUGCUGGCUCGAUACUGCGACUCCUUGUUGAAGAAAAGGUAUUAGUGACUGUGUGUGUGUUUUCCUUAGUAAACCUAUUUAAAGUCUCAGCUUAUCUAUGAGGAAUUCAGCUUUGUUACAUUUGACAUAAAGUUGUAAUCUUUGUACCUUCUGAGAAAAUAUUUUACACCUAAUACAUCUUUGUCUCCUGAAAAGGUGCCUCCUGUUAUGUAUUCUAGGUCCAGUUUGUUGUUUGUUUUUUUUAAUGUUACUGUUGGAUUUGAGAAUUGCAGGCAGUGUGACCUCUUUCGCUAAAUAAAGUUCCACGGGUUGGUCAGGUGGUGCUUA
This is a messenger RNA of Leptonychotes weddellii (Weddell seal), 1875 nucleotides long. Lineage: Eukaryota; Metazoa; Chordata; Mammalia; Carnivora; Phocidae. The record is from RefSeq and is a predicted model, not a curated record.